Molecule: messenger RNA, 1656 nt
Organism: Solanum stenotomum
Lineage: Eukaryota; Viridiplantae; Streptophyta; Magnoliopsida; Solanales; Solanaceae
Product: berberine bridge enzyme-like 22
Exons: 2
Coding region: 1-1656 (551 amino acids)
Molecular function (GO): oxidoreductase activity; FAD binding
Source: RefSeq, a predicted model, not a curated record
AUGACUAGCCUUCAAAUUCUUUCUCUUUUACUUUUUUUGGCCAAAUGUUAUUACUCCAAAGAAGAAGAUUUAGUCCAGUGUCUUUCUAAAUACUCUGAAACCAACGUUACACAAAACAUUUACACCCUAAAUUCUCCAACUUAUUCAUCUGUCCUGGAAUAUGCUCAGAAAAAUCCGAGAUGGAUGAAUUCAUCACAUCCUAUUUUCAUAGUAUCCCCUACAAAAGAAUCAGAUAUCAAGCCGGUUAUUCUUUGUGCAAAAAUAUUAGGCUUGCAAAUUAAAAUAAAAAGUGGUGGCCAUGACUAUGAAGGCAUAUCUUUUCGCUCUGAAACCCCGUUUGUUAUGCUUGAUUUAAGCAAUCUUGACAAAAUCGAGAUUGAUUUAAAAGAAGGAACAGUCUGGGCUCAAGCAGGGGCGACUCUCGGCCAGCUUUACUAUGCAAUUGCCAAGAAAAGUAAAGUUCAUGCAUUUCCAGGCGGUGUCUGCUCUACUGUUGGCACUGGUGGAAUCAUCAGUGGUGGUGGGCUCGGUUCAUUGAUGAGGAAAUUUGGCCUAGCAUCUGAUAACGUUGUAGAUGCUCGCGUAAUAGAUGUAAAUGGAAAUAUUCUUGAUAGGAAGAAAAUGAAAGAAGAUUUGUUUUGGGCAAUAAGAGGAGGUGGAGGAGCUAGUUUUGGUGUUAUUUUAGCAUGGAAACUCAAACUUGUUCGUGUUCCCGACAAGGUUACUGUUUUCACUGUUUACAAGAAGUUAGACAGUAACCAAAAUCUACUCCAAAAAUGGCAGAAAACAUCACAUCAACUACCUGAUGGUUUGUUCAUCAGAACAGUUAUCCAAAAUGAUGGAACAGGGAAUGACAAGUAUCCUUUAAUGUUUUUUCAAGCACUAUAUCUCGGACCUGUUGAUGAGUUAAUUCCAUUGCUCAAAGAAAAAUUCCCUGAAUUUGAUUUGGAGAAAAAAGAUUGCUUCCAAGAGCCUGUUGUGGAUUGUAGUAACAUGCCUUGCAUUAGGAAAGAAUGUCGCGAAUCUUCAUGGAUUGGAUCAGUCUUGUAUUUCUAUGGCAAGAGAACAAAUGAGCCGCUUGAAGUCCUACUAGAAAAGAGUAUUCCAACACAGAAGAAUUAUUUCAAAGCCACAUCUGAUUUUGUGAAAACACCAAUUCCGGAAAGUGGUUGGGAAAUGGUAAAAAGACUGUUUUUGGAAGAAGAAAGACCUCAGAUAAUAAUGGAGCCAUUAGGUGGGAAAUUAGAUGAAAUAUCAGAAUCUGAAAUUCCUUUUCCUCAUAGAAAGGGGAAUUUGUAUAAUAUUCAGUAUUUGGUGAACUGGGGCGAUAACAGUGAGAGUAUAUCAAGCCAGAAGAUAGAAUGGUUGAGGAAGCUUUACAAGAAAAUGGAGCCAUAUGUUGCAAACUCUCCAAGAAGUGCUUACCUGAAUUACAGGGACCUUGAUUUAGGAACAAAUCAAGAUUACUACAACUAUUCCAAGGCCAAAAUAUGGGGUGAAAAGUAUUUCAAGGGAAAUUUUGAGAGGUUGGCUAAAGUGAAAAGUAAGGUGGAUCCCAACAAUUUUUUCAGAAAUGAACAAAGUAUUCCACCUUAUCAUACAGAUAGCUUAAGAAGACUGGAUCCUAUGUCAACUGGACUGCAUCAAGAUGUUUGA